Messenger RNA from Gymnogyps californianus (California condor), 1485 nucleotides. Its product is annotated as NAD kinase 2, mitochondrial-like. Lineage: Eukaryota; Metazoa; Chordata; Aves; Accipitriformes; Cathartidae. Gene Ontology annotation, cellular component: mitochondrion. Gene Ontology annotation, molecular function: NAD+ kinase activity. The transcript has 12 exons. The coding region runs from base 1 to 1455 and encodes 484 amino acids. Gene Ontology annotation, biological process: NAD+ metabolic process; NADP+ biosynthetic process. The record is from RefSeq and is a predicted model, not a curated record.
AUGUCCUCCUUCCGGGGCUUCCUCUACGGCUACUUCUGCCUUGUCAGCCGAGCGGCCACCCGCUAUUCCCUGCUGCUCUGCCAGCGGGCGGUGGGGGUUUCCUUCGCCCUGCCGGGGCUGCCAAUGCUCGGUGGUGCUCGCCGGCGCCUCCUCGCCUCCCGCGGCCUGAGCCCCGCCGCCCGCUGUGCGGCGGUAGGGCGGGGAGCGGCGGGGGCUGGGCUGUGCGCGCCGCGGCGACGGGGCUGCGGUAGGCUCGGGGCGGCGGGCGGUGGAUUCCGGCCGGCGCGGGUGGUGGUGGUGGUGAAGACGACGCGGUACGAGUUCGAGCAGCAGCGAUACCACUACGCCGGGCUCUCCGAGGAGGACCUCAAGCAGCUGCUUGCCUUGAAGGGAUCUAACUAUGCUGGUCUACUGGAGCGGCAUUGCAUUCAUACAAAAAAUGUGGAACAUGUUGUAGACAGUUUACGGAACGAGAGGAUAGAAGUUCGUCUUGUUAAACGUCAAGACUAUAAUGAAGAGACAGUUCGGUGGGCAGAUGCUGUUAUAUCAGCAGGAGGUGAUGGUACAAUGUUGCUGGCAGCCAGUAAGGUCUUUGAUAAAUUUAAACCAGUUAUUGGAGUAAAUACUGAUCCUGAAAGAUCAGAGGGUCACUUAUGCUUGCCUGUGAGAUAUACGCAAUCGUUUCCUGAAGCACUACAGAAGCUUUAUCGUGGUGAGUUCAGGUGGCAGUGGCGACAAAGAAUCCGACUGUAUCUUGAAGGAACUGGUAUUAACCCUACCCCUGUAGACUUACAUGAACAGCAGCUAAGCCAAGAGCAACACAACAGGGCUCACAUAAAUGAAAGAUUCCAGGAUCAAAGAUCUGACAUUUCUGGUCCACAUCUUUUACCAGUGAGAGCACUCAAUGAAGUCUUCAUUGGGGAAUCUCUUUCAUCCAGGGAGAACUUUAAGUCCUGCAAACCCAGUUUUAAAUUCUCGCUUCAUAGGGCCUCCUAUUAUGAGGUAUCAGUUGAUGAUGGUCCUUGGGAAAAACAGAAGAGUUCAGGGCUUAAUGUGUGUACUGGAACAGGAUCAAAAGCAUGGUCCUAUAAUAUUAACAAGGUAGCAAAUCAAGCUGUUGAAGAGAUCCUUAAGAUUGCUAAAAAGCAUGGAAGCUUGAAUAUGCCACUGAACAUGGAACUAGUACAAAAAGUAACAAAUGAUUUCAAUGACUCCUUGCUCUACAGUCUAGAAGAACCAAAGAUGUUUUUCAGUAUUCGAGAACCUAUUGUAAACAGAGUUUUCUCAAGUAGUCGGCAGUGUGGUUUCUCUUCAAAAGUCUGCGUCCGUUCCCGUUGUUGGGAUGCAUGUAUGGUUGUAGAUGGAGGAACAUCUUUUGAGUUCAAUGAUGGGGCAAUAGCUUCAAUAAUGAUUGAUAUAGAGGAUGCACUGUGCACUGUUCUGCUGGAAGAAUGAAGGACCCUAGUGUAUUCUGCUGAAACAAUU